AUGGACAAAAAAGACAAGACAGACUAUACGACUUCCGAGAUGGAAGAUGAGCUUCUGGCCUCGAGCCAGGAAACAAUCGGAGGGUGUUCAGAUGAUGUUAGAGGCACUAGCAUCUCUGAGCAACCUUCAAAAACUGGAAGUGCAGGCGGAACCAGCGGUACCCCUGUACUUCGACCCGCAAUAAACCAAAUAAAUCCUUCGGGUAGCAGAGCCAGCCAAAGCCAUGCUACCCGGCGUAAGAGAAGAUCAGCAAGUUCGCAUCGGAGAGCGGAUUUCCAUAGGGCAUCCUUCAUUCUAAGCAAGAUUGCUUUAAAUGAGGAAGCUGGAACUCCGCACGAAAACGAUGCUGCUGAUAAGAUCAAAUAUGGGAAGAUUGUUGAGGAGUACAAUAAUCUUCUCAUUGAACCAAAAAAGUCCGUUAAGAGAAUUAGAUCACCUGAGGAAGCUAAUCCUCCUCAGAAAAAAUCUAAAGCAAACGGCACCAACAAGAAAGCACCAUCUCAGGGAGCGGCGCAAUCGCGCACUUUUAGUGAGAUUGUCAGAGACGAUCUUCAAGUGGCGGUUGUAGAUGAGCUCUCCACUGACAACAGAGCUCUGAUGUCGGUGUGGAACUCCAUCGAGGCUAAGCUUUCUGAGAUGGUCUUUCUAUAUACCCUAUCUGCAACUGAGGGACCCUACCCGAGUUUCGACUCUGGUGAGAUGCUUAGGGGAUACAGGGUAAUCAAGUGCGAGGAUGUGUUCUCUAGGGAUUUCCUUAGUAAAAGUGUAGCUGAGGUCAGCAACAAAUGGGAUGGCUUGAAGCUCAAGCUUAUCCCAGCUAAGGAAAUUCCAAGACAACCACUGGCUCGCAUUGGCUGCCCCUCAUGA
This is a messenger RNA of Episyrphus balteatus (marmalade hoverfly), 867 nucleotides long. RefSeq lists its product as uncharacterized. The transcript has a single exon. Bases 1 to 867 code for a protein of 288 amino acids. The record is from RefSeq and is a predicted model, not a curated record. NCBI's taxonomy places the organism in Eukaryota, Metazoa, Arthropoda, Insecta, Diptera, Syrphidae.